This is a messenger RNA of Ctenocephalides felis (cat flea), 1398 nucleotides long. Its product is annotated as tubulin alpha-8 chain-like. The transcript has 3 exons. Gene Ontology annotation, biological process: microtubule cytoskeleton organization; mitotic cell cycle. NCBI's taxonomy places the organism in Eukaryota, Metazoa, Arthropoda, Insecta, Siphonaptera, Pulicidae. The annotation marks the transcript as partial. Gene Ontology annotation, cellular component: microtubule; cytoplasm. The record is from RefSeq and is a predicted model, not a curated record. Gene Ontology annotation, molecular function: GTP binding; structural constituent of cytoskeleton.
UUAAGAAAGAUUUAUAAAAAAAGGGAAUGUAUAACGGUGCACGUUGGCCAGGCGGGCGUCCAAAUUGGCAACUCGACUUGGGAGUUGUAUUGCUUAGAGCAUGGUAUCGAACGUGAUGGAUCAAUGUCACAAGCAACGAUGGAGAAAUGUUCGGACAACUGUUUUACUACGUUUUUUAGCGAAUGCGGAAACGGAAGAAUUGUGCCCAGAAGUGUAAUGGUCGACUUAGAACCCACUGUUGUAGACGAAGUGCGUAGUGGCGAAUAUCGCAAUCUCUACCACCCGGAUCAGUUGAUAACCGGCAAAGAGGACGCCGCAAACAACUACGCCCGAGGUCACUACUCCAUUGGGGGCGACAUCAUAGACACCGUGAUGGAUCGAAUACGCAAGCUGACCGAUCUAUGCUCCGGCCUCCAAGGUUUCUUCAUCUUCCAUUCCUUCGGAGGGGGCACUGGCUCAGGAUUCUCUUCCUUGUUGAUGCAACGUGUCAGCGACGAGUACGUAAAAAAAUGUAAACUCGAAUUCGCGGUCUAUCCGGCUCCAAAGGUCUGCACAGCAGUUGUUGAACCUUACAAUGCGAUUUUGACUACGCAUCGCACUUUGAGCUACACUGACGUCGAGUUCAUGGUGGACAACGAAGCGAUUUACGAUAUUUGUAAGAAUAGAUUGAAUAUAGAACGUCCUACGUAUGCCAACUUAAAUAGAUUGAUAAGCCAAGUUGUGUCUUCGGUCACCGCCAGUCUGCGGUUUGAUGGAGCCUUAAAUGUUGACUUAGCAGAAUUCCAAACCAAUUUAGUACCCUACCCACGUAUACAUUUUCCUUUAGCUUCGUACUCGCCCUUAGUCUCUGCUGAUAAAGCCUACCAUGAAGGUAUGACUGUUGCCGAAAUUACAGCAGAAUUAUUUGACCCGUCCAACCAGAUGGUCAAGUGCGAAACACGCUUAGGUAAAUAUAUGGCAUGUUGCAUGUUGUACAGAGGUGAUGUUGUCCCCAAAGAUGUAAACGCAGCAAUUGCUCUGAUCAAGGAAAAGAAAUCCAUAAGAUUUGUAGACUGGUGUCCUACUGGAUUCAAAGUAGGCAUAAAUUACCAACCACCGACUGCUGUUCCAGGAGGCGAUUUGGCUAAAGUGCAAAGGGCGGUCUCGAUGUUGUCUAAUACCACUGCUAUCCAAGAUGCGUGGGUUCGUUUGGACCAUAAAUUCGAUUUAAUGUAUUCCAAAAAAGCUUUCGUGCACUGGUAUAUUAGUGAGGGCAUGGAUGAGUCUGAAUUUAUAGAAGCAAGGGAAGAUCUGGCGGCUCUGGAACGUGAUUAUGAAGAAGUAUCAAAUGAUACAUUAGAUGAAAUGAGUGUAGAGUUAGAGCUUCACAACAGGGCUUCAACAUGUGAAGACUUUUAG